AUGAGCUCCCGUGGCUUAGCUCGGGCACCUCCAGCCAAAAACGUGGUGGUGUAUCGCAACGGUGACCCCUUCUUCCCCGGGAGGAAGUUUGUGGUGAACCAGCGGCGGUUCCUGACCUUCGAGGCGUUUCUGAAUGAGGUGACCAAGAGCAUUCGCGCGCCCUUGGCGGUGAGGAACCUCUACACCCCCAGGCACGGCCACCGCGUCGCUGAGCUGGGGGACCUGCAGGAUGGGCGCCAGUACGUGGCUGCGGGCUUUGAAAAGUUCAAAAAGCUGGAGAAUACCGGCUUAUCGCAUGCUCUGGGUUGUUUCUACCGCAGUGUUUUCCGGAAUGGGGAUUUGCUGAGCCCUCCCUUCCCACUGCCGCUCUCCAGGAGCACCCCCCUGCAGUGGCACGCACUCCUGGCCACCCUGACAGAGAAAGCCGACCUGCGCAGCGGAGCUGUUAACAAGCUCUGCAGGCUGGAUGGAACCCAGGUGUCUGGUGGGGAAGAGCUGGUGAAUGGCAAUUACUACGUGGCAGUGGGAAAAGAGGAGUACAAAAAACUGCCUUACUUUGAGCUGCUGGUGCCCCAGAAGUCUGCAUGCAGGACGCUGUGGAACCACCCAAGCAGCCGCAAAAACCACCGCAGAAGGAGGCAAGCCCGGAAAUCUCACCUCAAAGAGGAAGAGUCCAUUUUCCAGGCUAAACCUGUCCAUGCAGGACAAAACAGAAGGAGCAACAGGAAUGCGCAGCACUGGCCUGAUCAAGAAGAAAGCGUCUAUAAAACCAGAGAUCCUGGGAAGGAGAUGCGAGGUGCCCGGGAUGUAAAAGAGGAUGAACACACAGGGGUGGAUGUACCCAUUGAUCAGGUCUGAGAACUGAUUUUCUGCCCUGCUGGGAGUCUCACUGCUGCAGGGAUGUACCCACGGUCCCACUAG
This is a messenger RNA of Leptosomus discolor (cuckoo roller), 921 nucleotides long. The record is from RefSeq and is a predicted model, not a curated record. Lineage: Eukaryota; Metazoa; Chordata; Aves; Leptosomiformes; Leptosomidae.